AUGUCAUUAAGAGAGUGUUCAUGCUGUAAAAAAGACAAAAAACCUGAAGAGUUUGGUAUUAAUAAAACGGAUUAUUUUAAAACAUGCAUAUUAUGUUGUCAAAAACUUGAUUUACCUUCAGCAAAAAAUUUACAAACCAAUAAUAAUUCGGAUAAUAAUGAGCAUGUUGAGCACGAAAUUUUAUUAGAUGAUACUGUUGAUUUAGAUAAUUUAGAAGAUUAUAUUUUGACUGAACUUGAGGCAUGUGAAAAUAAUUUAAACGGAAUUGAAAUCAAUAUUCGUGUUGUUUUACCAAGUAAGAAAUUUAAUAAUAAUGAAAUAGAUCUUAUUUUUCAAGAAGUUAUUAAAAUUAUUCAAGCUGCUAAUGGAUAUAAAUGGAAUUAUCUACAACAGCUACAAUAUCAAUCACAUACACUAACACAAAAACAAGUCCAUUUCUGGUGGACUAUGUUUUAUCAAAAACUUUACCUUCAUGAUGAUGAUCAGUUUAUUUCAACAACUUAUUUGCUACAAGAAGAUGAAAAUUAUUUAUUAUUAUAUAAAAUAGCCAUGGAUGCUACAUACAAAACAAAUAAAGCUGGAUUUGAACUUUAUGUAGUUAUGGCGAAUAUAGAAGACGUUGGUUACCCAUUGUCAUAUUUAAUGUUAAAUUCAUUAACAUCUAUGACAAAUAAACAAUUUAAACCAUCUAUAGCUAUACAACAUUUUUGUCCACCUUUAUUACAUAAUCAAGUACUUUCUUUAAUGAUAGAACAUUUUAAUUACCAUUCGCAUAUUCUUUUUGGCACUUCAGGAACAUUUUUACAAUCAUCUACGAUUUAUGAAAAUGCAAUAAUGACAAUGUAUAACUUUUGUCAUGUUAAUACUAAACCAUUAGAUUCUUCAACUAUUGAAUUAGAUAUUAGUUCAAAUUCUGACAAUA
This is a messenger RNA of Cetraspora pellucida, 922 nucleotides long. The record is from the annotation of a GenBank genome assembly. Lineage: Eukaryota; Fungi; Glomeromycota; Glomeromycetes; Diversisporales; Gigasporaceae.